UGUCUUUUUCUUAAUAUACACUCUUUUGUAGUUUAUUUAAAAAAUUAUUACAUAUAUAAUGAAUAUUUUGAAUACAUAAACUUCUUUUAUAUGAAGAGUAAAAAUUAUGAAAAUGAUCACCUUCUGUUUAAUUCUGGUGGUAGAACACUCCAGUCAUCCGAUUCAUAAUAAGGCCACAUAAUGCACUAAAUCUUAACAAAUAAAGAACUUGAGACAAAGACUUAGUUAAAAUUGCAAUCCAUAUAUUAUCCAGUAUAUACGCUUGAACUACCAGUUUUGUAGACUUUUUAUCACCAACAUAACAGAAUGUGAGGCAAGGUGUUGGCAUUAUCUCUUAUCUCAGUUACUACCUUGAUAGCAGCAACACAAGCCACACUUUUAUUUAAAAAAUUUGAAUUACAAAUACAUUUAAUAUUCGAUUAACGAUUUGAGAUUACAACCAAUGGUAAUGGAAUUAGAAUUUUAUUGGAAGCAUUGGAACACAACUUCAUUACUAAGGUUUCAGACACUGUAAUAAUUAAUUCAAGCCAUGCAGUACGGUUUGUGGCGGCACACGAGUGGCAUGUCAAAUACCAGAUGGAUUUUCAUUUUUGCGCUUCAAUCAUUUUAUAUUACAAGCGUAAUUGGUUCAACGGGAGAUAGAUCGCAAUUUUACAAUUUAUGCCUAGCAAAAUGUCGUGGAAUUAAUUGUCUAGCGAAUGAAGAUUUCAAAGUACAACCUUCUUUAUUUUUAAGAUUGCUAUUUUGGUCUUGUGAAGAAGAUUGUAGAUAUGUUUGUACGUGGGAAACAGUUAAUUAUUUUAUCUCUCAUGGCUUAAAAGUUCCUCAGUUUCAUGGAAAAUGGCCAUUUAUUCGUCUUUUUGGAUGCCAAGAGCCUGCAUCUGUCAUAUUUUCUAUAUUAAAUUUUUAUGCUCAUAUUACUAUGUAUUGGAAAUUUAAAAGAAAAUUAAGGCCCACUGAUCCAAUGUUUUAUGUUUGGACUUACUUUAGUAUGGUAUGUAUCCAUGGUUGGUUUUGGUCUUCUGUUUUUCAUGCGAGAGACAUACCAUUUACAGAAGUAAUGGAUUAUUCUAGUGCAUUUAUUAUGGUUCUUACAUUACUGUAUUGUAUGUUAUUAAGGCUAACAUAUACGAAUAAUAAAAUGUUUGCUGUGAUUACGUGCGGAUAUCUUAGUACUUUGUAUACUCAUUUAUCACAUUUAUGGUCUGGUGAUAUUAAUUAUGAUUACAAUAUGAAAUUUAAUAUUGUCAUAGGAUUUUUAACAUUUAUUUUAACAAUGUUAUGGUGGCAUCGUAAUCAUAAAAAGUUACCAUAUAUUCAUUUAAUUGGUUGGUUUAAUAUAUUAACCGUCCUUGUUACCUUAUUAGAAAUAGCAGAUUUUGCACCAAUAUUUUGGGUAUUUGAUGCUCAUUCUUUAUGGCAUGCUAGUACAGCUCCACUUACUAUUCUAUUGUACAGAUUCAUGAUAGCAGAUUGUUCUUUUCUUAGAACAUACUACAAUAAAUUAACAUUAGGCAUUGAGCGUCACAUACGAUAAAUUAAUAGAUGUAUUAGUAUAGUUUAAUAAUUGAAAAGUGAAUAUUCAUUGUGUACAUAAAGUAAUAAAAAGGUUAUAAUAAUAUGAUU
This is a messenger RNA of Nomia melanderi (Alkali bee), 1626 nucleotides long. RefSeq names its product Per1-like protein PGAP3 (gene PGAP3). The record is from RefSeq and is a predicted model, not a curated record. Gene Ontology annotation, biological process: GPI anchor biosynthetic process. NCBI's taxonomy places the organism in Eukaryota, Metazoa, Arthropoda, Insecta, Hymenoptera, Halictidae. Gene Ontology annotation, molecular function: hydrolase activity, acting on ester bonds. Gene Ontology annotation, cellular component: endoplasmic reticulum membrane.